This is a messenger RNA of Epinephelus lanceolatus (giant grouper), 1988 nucleotides long. The record is from RefSeq and is a predicted model, not a curated record. NCBI's taxonomy places the organism in Eukaryota, Metazoa, Chordata, Actinopteri, Perciformes, Serranidae.
CGUCUUGACCAUGUCUGCAUGCCUAAAUGCAUUGAGUUGCUGCUACAUGAUUGACUGGUUGAGUCAACUAUUUGAGUCAACAGGCAGUUGAACAGGUGUACCUAAUAAAGUGGCUGUUUAGUGUAUAUAUAAUGUGGUAAUGCUGCUUUUAAUUAAGUGAAGGAUCUGAAUACUUUUUCCACCACUGUUUUGAGUGCCAUGACGAUGAAGGAAACAGAUGUUUAGUAGCUUAACCAUAGGCAUGAUGGGACCCUGGGCCUGGACGUGUAGGAGUGGAUUACAACUCACUUAAAAUGAAUCAUGGUGGUUUCUUUCUUGUCAUAUGUUCAAAUUUUCCUUCAAUUUUUUUUUUGUUUGGGUCUUUUGGGGCUCUGAUAUGGACAAAAAAUACAUAGUUAACAACAGUGACCUCACUCAGAAGCACUGGCCCAUUCGGUGAUACACCCAUUAGCCUAACAGGCCUGUAUGUGUUGGUGUUUAUGUUCUUGUUGGUGUCAGGUUUUAAUCAGUUUCAUCACAAGGCUUUGUGCGGGGACAGUAGGCGUACAGAUUUGUUAUUGGUGUCAAGACGGUGCUAUUGUUGUUACCAUGGCGAUCAGGGACAAUACACUUACUUGUAUUGUAUCUUUUGGCAUCAGAAGAUUUGUGCGUUUUCUGUUACGGAGAGACGUUGCCUGUGGCAGUUGUCUGGUUUUAAUUGUAGUUUAGCUGUGGUUUGUGUCUCAGGUUUAUAUACUGUGAAGGUGUUUAAUAUGUCUUUGAUCACAGAUGCUAUUUUUAGCGGUUUCCACUGACAGCCGGAGUGUGUCGGAGCUGUGCACAUUCUCUCCUAUUGUUCCCCUUUUCUCCUUUCAUGUUCAUUGCUGUGUUUUCAUCCUCUUCACAUAAAUCAUGUAUCUAUUUUAUGUUGUGUUAAAGUCAUUGUCUAACAUCCUCCCUUCCUAUUCAUGUGUCACAUUUCCUCCCCACCUCUUCCCCAAAGACCCCUUUGCUUCCUCGGAUGGUAGCACCAACGCAGCGUCUUCAGGUCUAGACCUUUUCAGCAUGAUGACAGCAGAGAAUAAUAACCCGGGUAGCUCGCUGGAUGCCUGUUUCACCUCUGUGGUGCCCCAGCCCUCCCCCUCCCCUUCCCCUUCAUCGCUCUUCACCUCCGCAUCCAGCACCAUCACCACCACUGCAACCAUUUCAGCUCCCAGCGCGGCCAACCCUGCGACUGAUCUUUUCAGCGAUCUCUUUGAUUCCAUGCCAGAUACGAGCUUCACCAAAGCAGACCCCGCUCCCAGUGUUGACUUGUUUACAGCAGCGGAUGUGUUCAGCUCCCCUGCCCCCAUCCUGUCCUCCGCACCCCCACCCAAAAUUGACACGGGAGCCAUCAUGAACCUGUUUGGUGGUGGGUAACUCAUGUGACUGCCUGCUCUCACUCUGCCUCCCCUGUCCAUGAAUGCAUCACGAGAAGAGGAGUACAAUCUGGGAAACAAGUUUAACAACUGAUAUUAAUUUUAGGCUUUAUGGUCAGAAAUACUGGGCAGAUUUGUUGGUGCAUGUUUGACUUUUGUUGCUAUGGGAAAUCAUGGAGGUAUAACAAGUAGAUGAAACUUGAACCAACUCAGUCUCACUCCCAAGUCAUCAAAUACCGACACUUGGUCAGUGGCCCUCGGCGUCAGAUACCAACACACUGAGGCACCCUUUAGUGGUGCUACAGGUAUGAGAUGCACCGGGCAGUGGCAAUUUUUUUGCCGUGGAAUUAAGAGUGAGAAGGUCCGCAUAGGGCGAGUAGGAGGGAAAGUGCAUGGGUCAUAGUAUUAGGGCGAUAUAACGACUGUACGAUAUAUUGAUAUGUAUUAUAUUUUCAAACAAGAUAUAAAUUAAGACAACACUGUUUAUAUCAGUAUAGGGUCAGGUUGCGUUACAUAACACAUACCAGUGUGCAUCUCUCUUCCAUCACACUUGUCACAGCUCCGCCCCACUCACUCACUCACUCACUCACU